Gavia stellata (red-throated loon) is the source of this 6065-nucleotide messenger RNA. It is a transcript of the gene ANKRD13C, whose product is annotated as ankyrin repeat domain 13C. Gene Ontology annotation, molecular function: protein binding. Lineage: Eukaryota; Metazoa; Chordata; Aves; Gaviiformes; Gaviidae. Gene Ontology annotation, cellular component: cytoplasm. Bases 1 to 1548 code for a protein of 515 amino acids. The record is from RefSeq and is a predicted model, not a curated record. The transcript has 13 exons.
AUGACCGGAGAGAAGCUGCGCUCGCUGCGCAGGGACCACAAGCCCAGCAAGGAGGACGGGGACCUGCUGGCGCCCGGCGAGGAGGAGGCGGCCGCCGCGCCCGGAGGCAUCUUCACCGGGGGGCGCGGGAGCAGCGGCAAGGGCGGCCGGGCCGGGGGCCACCGCAUCUUCAGCAACCACCACCACCGGCUGCCGCUGAAGGGGGGGCCGGCGGCCGGCGGGACGGGCCCGCCCGCCGAGCCCGACAAGUGCCCGGCGCACUUCCCCGUGCACGAGUGCGUCUUCAAGGGGGACGUGAGGCGGCUCUCGGCCCUCAUCCGCACCCAGGGCAUCGGCCAGAAGGACAGUCACGGAAACACUCCUUUACAUCUUGCUGUAAUGUUGGGACAUAAAGAAUGUGCCCACUUGCUUUUAGCCCAUAAUGCUCCAGUAAAGGUGAAAAAUGCUCAGGGAUGGAGCCCUCUUGCAGAAGCCAUCAGCUAUGGAGACAGACAAAUGAUUACAGCACUCCUAAGGAAGCUUAAACAGCAGUCCAGGGAAAGUGUUGAAGAAAAGCGACCUCGAUUAUUAAAAGCCCUGAAAGAGCUAGGUGACUUCUAUCUAGAGCUUCACUGGGAUUUUCAAAGUUGGGUGCCUUUACUUUCCCGAAUUCUGCCUUCUGAUGCAUGUAAAAUACACAAACAAGGUAUAAAUAUCAGGCUGGACACAACUCUCAUAGACUUUACCGACAUGAAGUGCCAACGAGGGGAUUUAAGCUUCAUUUUUAAUGGUGAUGCCGCACCCUCUGAAUCUUUUGUAGUUUUAGACAAUGAACAAAAAGUUUACCAGCGAAUACAUCAUGAGGAAUCUGAGAUGGAAACAGAAGAAGAGGUUGACAUUUUGAUGAGCAGUGAUAUUUACUCAGCAACAUUAUCAACCAAAUCAAUUACCUUCACACGUGCCCAGACGGGAUGGCUUUUUCGAGAAGACAAAACAGAAAGAGUAGGAAACUUUUUGGCAGAUUUCUACUUGGUUAAUGGACUUGUAUUAGAAUCAAGGAAAAGAAGAGAACAUCUCAGUGAGGAGGAUAUUCUUCGAAAUAAAGCUAUCAUGGAGAGCCUGAGUAAAGGUGGCAACUUAAUGGAACAAAAUUUUGAGCCUGUCAGACGGCAGUCACUUACUCCGCCAUCACCCAAUACAAUUACAUGGGAAGAGUACAUAUCUGCUGAAAAUGGAAAAGCUCCUCAUCUGGGUCGAGAGCUGGUCUGCAAAGAAAGCAAGAAAACCUUUAAAGCCACGAUAGCUAUGAGCCAGGAAUUUCCCUUAGGAAUUGAAUCAUUGUUGAAUGUUUUAGAAGUAAUUGCACCCUUCAAGCACUUUAACAAACUUAGAGAAUUUGUUCAAAUGAAGCUUCCACCAGGCUUUCCUGUAAAAUUAGAUAUUCCUGUAUUUCCCACCAUCACAGCCACUGUGACUUUUCAGGAGUUCCGUUACGAUGAAUUUGAUGAAUCCAUCUUCACUAUUCCUGAUGACUACAAGGAGGACCCCAGCCGUUUUCCUGAUCUCUAACUAAACUGGAAGGUUAAUGGUGAAUAACAAUACCAGCGUACCGCAGUGAGAGCAAAUGGAUGCAAAUAGCUUACAGAUAUAGAAAAGUGGGUCAUAAAGGAAGGGAUAAACUUAAUAAUCCAGAAGAAAAGGGAACAUGCAUCAAAUGACUGGUGUACUGAUACUCACUAUAAUGGGCAUCUAAUCUAGUUCCUGAUUUACAGCAAGUCUCCUGACGCGUCGUUCACACUUUUAUACAUCCAGUACUGCAAGCGUGGUAGUCUGACACCUCGAUGACACUGAGAAUACGUAACAGCUGUGAGGACUAUCAUUCGUUUUUAAAUUUUUUUACAUUUCUUGGUGAUACAAAAAGCACUCUUGGACCAUUAGCGUCAAAGUUGAAAUGUCUUAGCUGGAUAUUAGCCCUAUAAAACAUCCCACAGUACUUCAGAUGACCAUAUUAUAUUCUUUCAAGCUUUGUUUUCAUGAAUUGUAAACUAUGUAUCAUUAUGUAUAGUUCAGUAAUUUGAAUGUUAGUUGAACGUAUAUUAGAAGGAAUGCAUUUUCUGUAGACGAAUGAACCAAAUGGUAACCAUUAAACACUUGCAUUUUCAUACUGCAGUACACUUCAGAAAUAGCAUUUGCUCUGCAGGGAAUAAGGUACCUCUUCUAGCACCUUAGUGCAAUCCAUUGUGGUGCUACCCAUGUCUCUGAAUCCUUCAUUUCUGCACUGAGCUGCUUGUUAAUCUUCCUUUUGUUGGCUCUGUGCUUAACUUCUCUUCAUCACACUGGCUUGGAAGUCCCUGCUGCGUCCAUGAUGCUGCGUUGGCAAGCAUGCUCGGAGGUUCAUGAGCUAAAAUUACUACUUUUCUUUUUUCACACUCACUUAGGAGACUUGCUCCGUAAUGGUUGAACAUCAGUGGGGUUAUCUUGUAUUUGUAUUCAGCAGCCACUCGGAAACAUGGGAUGCAUAUAAAGAGUUAGUAGAACAAUAAGCUCAAGCAUAAAUCUUCAUAUAAGAAAAAGUUUCUCUUGAAGUUAGUUUAAUUGUAGUGCACAUUGAAUAGGGCUCACAUUGGAAGAUUUUAUUUGCAAAUGCUUAGGAUUGUUUCCGGAUUAAUUUCCUUCCUUUUAAUAUCUCGAAUAGGUAGGCAUUUCAGUACUCUGGCUUCGUGAGCUUAUUCUCAUUCCAAGUGGUUCCAGUCUCCUAAUUUGACAAUAAUCCAGCUUUUUGGUUUGUUAGAAAGAAUUUGUGCAAAGGCUAAUGGUGCUAUUUGUUUGUAUUAAGAAAUUUAGAUUAAAGUGCUGUGGUGUAAUUGUACAAAAAUGUAAAUAUUUUCAAAAUUAUAUUCUUUGUGCACUGUAGUUAAAACUUUUUCUGGAAAUCAAUAGAGUUAAGUAUCAAACUUUAUAAUAAAGAGUACCAUCAAUGCUUAGUAAAGGUAACCAACCUAACUAACCGUGCAGGUGAUAAACAGAGACGGCCUAUCACAAGGCAAUAAAAGCUGACUUGUCAGGCACAUCGACAGAACGUGGAAAUACAUGUCUGAAGCAGACGUUCUUUAAAAAAUUCUGGAAUCCGUCUGUAUAAAACCCAAAGAGGCUGCUCUAGAGAAGUACAGAAUCCACUCCAUCAGUGGAGUCCUAGUGAAUCACUAUCGGCAAAGUACAGAUAAACUGAAAAUCAGAAGUUGAGGUUGAUCCUCUUCCAGCAUCACUAUAAACCUGCAAGUUUGACAGGUGAGUAACGUUUACUUUGCAGGCUGUGAUCGAUACACUGGAGUUAUUAAUUCAAAAUCAAAUUGAAAAUAAAACUAUAGGGGGGGGAAAAAGCAAUGGGAAAUGUAGAAUUGUAACUACUUCUGAAGUACUGUAUCAGUAGCAGAUGUUGAACAUUCGGUAGGAAUGAUAGAACUUGUUCUUCCAAGUCAUUAUGAAUUCCUAGUGUUUUACGUCUGUGGUAUAAAUUGACACCCACCUCGUGCUCCUCCUUAGACACAGCUGCUAUCCUUACCGUGAGAGACCAGGCUUGAAUGUAUGUAGAGACUGAAUUAUCCUGUCGGUGCUGGAGGUCAGGAUUAAACGUCAGUGGGGCCAAAUACAGGUUUCUCCUGUCGCCCUCUUUCACAGGUGCCCGUUGCAGGGUAGAAUGUUUUGUGUAGUGCUGCUGGAUCGGGUCUUGUGCCGGGGCUGAAACUGAAGUGGGUGCAGGUGCCGUACAGGAGUGCCGAGUUGCUUGGAAGUGUCAGCAAAUGCAGAACUUUUCUCCCUACGGUGAAUGUUAGAAGUCAGUUUUUUCGGUGUUCCAGGGAAAGAACCAUGUGUUUCAUAUAACUCUGCAGUUUUGGUUAUUCUAAAUUACAUCACAGAGCUUGCUGAUGUAGGAAGGCGAACAUGUAGCUGGAGCUACAUGGUUUAGGCAAUACAGCAACUGCAAUGGACUGGAUUCUAGACUUAAAAAUCUUUAAGAACAAAGCUUUUUAUGUAGCCUCACGUGAAAACAUGUAUAUCUCCAUCUGCCUACAGAACAGCCCAUGUCGUCUUCUGGUGGCAAAUGAGGUGUCUGACUCAAAGCCUGCUGCAGUUUGUGGAAAUGUUGUCUGUGAUUUCCAUGGACUCCGGCUGCAGAUUUUGUGGGUUUUUUUAACCUUCAUGAUUACGCAACUACUAACUUUGAUAUGUUUUAAGAUUUGCAGAAACUUUUUAUAGUGGGUUGCUAUUGUAAGGCUUGCUCUAAUUGGGAGUGUCAGCAGAGAAGAGUGGACACAGGUUUGGUUGACUGUAUCUUUUUACAUUAUUAUGGUGAACAUACCCUGCUCCUUCUUUCCUUCUUACUGUGGAGCUGAAUGACCUGACUCCAGCCAGGUUGUCCUCUCCAGUUCAGUGACUGUGUUCAGACUCCUCUGACAGCCUCAUGAAGUAAGACUCGGGGAACUGUCUCUCGGUACAUUUCCUUCCAACUUUGGGUGAUGUGUUUUCUGUCUGAAACAUUCCUAGUGAUGAGUUUUGAAACUUAAAACAUGGGGACACUUGGGGCAUGGUUUCCUGACAGAUACGCUGCAGAAAUCCUCAUUAGCGAGCAUGAUGUUAGGCUGAGCCUACCUUAGGGACUUGCGUCUUGGCACAACUUUAACAGUCCACAGGCGUGAAGAGAUGUGAUCCUGGCAGCGUAGCUGUGCUGGUGCAGUUCUUUAGUGCUGACACUGUCCACACUGAGAGAAAUGUUUUAUCCACUAUCGUUUGUUUUGCUUGCAAGGGGUUUUGUGCUGUACUGACAGCGAGAGCGUGUUUGUCGGUGUGGAUGUGUCUGCACCGAAGCUUGGCCAGCGCUGUGGAUGGGUGAAGUGUUUCUAGUAUAGAGGGAGCCUUAGUCCGCAGCUGUGCUGUGGGCACCGGUGUCCUUACCACUUGCGAUCUCCUGUUCGGAUAUCUUUUGGAAAUUUGUUUUUUCUAGCAGGAUUGAUCUAGCAGAACUUCAUUUUUGGUUUUCCCCUUGUCUUUUCCUUAAGACCAUGUUGGGUGUUAAGGGAAGGUUUGGUCCCCUGUAGAGUGAAUACAUAUCCACAGUGGUUUUACAGAGGUUGUCCCAUCACCGCUGCGCAGCAAGAAACACGUCAGCUUUAACUUGUUAAUUUGACUGGUGCACGUGUAGGGAGUUCCACUGCAACAAGAUACCCUGGAAUGUAAGAAUACUAAAGAACUAAAACCGCCUUUCUGGAUGCAGCAGCCGGGGUGUGCAGUAUCACCCAUGGUUAAGACAAGCGGGAUGAACAAGGGGGUUGCACAGGUUGGGUAAGAAUCACUGUACUAAGAUGGGCAUUGGCACCCUGCUGCUCUUUGAGGUGAAGCUGACAACGGUGCGAGCGACACGCGUGGAGGAGGAAACCUCAGUACCAGGGCUGUGGGAGAGAUGCCUCAGUUCAGAGCUUGGGGCGUUGGUUCUUUCUGAUCUCACCACUUGCUUUUUUAUUUUCUGAUGGCUGUGAGAGGUUUUUUUAUGAAUAAGUAUUAAAAGACAGCCAUUAAUUUUGGUAAACUGAAAUAAGAAAUUGUUGCAAAAGAAUUCCUGGGGUUGUUUCUUAACCAAACUGUCUUACUGGUCUUCCAAAAUAUUGCUUUAAUUUGUGGCAAAGGGAAUGCGUUUUUUUUUCCUUUCAAGGAGCUGCUGUUGUAGUCACUGUACUCACUUUACUGCAAUUCUUGAUUUAUGUAUUGAAAUGAUUUGUUACAAAAAACUCUGGAUAUAUUUGUGCUGGAAACCCACCUUGUUAAGUUGAUAUUCAAAGCAACUGUUUUUUUAAACGUAUUUGUUCUUGAUUUGUAAUUCAUGCAAGGAUGACUGCAUUACUUAAUCUGUAUUAACAAAUUUCCUGUAAUGCUGCAGUUUCACAUUUAUUUUCCUUACAAUUUGUAAUUAUCAUGGAAACAAUGUCACUUCUUUGCAUUUUACUAGUUGUCUCGUCCAUGUUUUUAACUUACCUUCACUAAUAGUAAUUUUUGGUUGUAUCAUUUGUUAGAAUAAAGACCAAAAUAUGCUG